AUGGGACCCGAGCAGGCAGGGUUUUUGGGGGUGAGGUGUCUGUGGUUUCGGCUGGCUGGCUUUGAGUAUGCUCUGUCAUCCCGCAACCCUCGUGGUGACAGGAGCCUUGAUUUAGAAGCCUCGGUUCCAACCCAGCCCUGCUUCUGGGGGCUCUCCGGAGCCUCAGUCCCCUCAGGGGUGUGGCUGCUGGGCCUUUCGGGCUAUUCAGGCCGUGUAACCUCCUUUCGGGCUGAGGUCACCACUCCCUGGCUCUCCUUGGCCGCCUCGAAGGGCGUGCUUCCGGCAGUGUGGGCGGCGCCCCGGCUUGCCUGCUUCUGCCUCCCCAACCUCAGACGCAUUGCCCAGAGGGCAGGAGGAGCCCCGGGGUGUCCUUGGGAGAAGAAAUGGGUGACCGUUGGUGACACAUCCCUACGAAUCUACAAAUGGGUCCCUGUGACGGAGCCCAAGGUUGACGACAAAAACAAGAAUAAGAAAAAAGGCAAGGACGAGAAGUGUGGCUCAGAGGUGACCACUCCGGAGAACAGUUCCUCCCCAGGGAUGAUGGACAUGCAUGGUGGGAGCCACACCAGGGCCCUCUCUGGCCACCCUAGGCCCCCCGGGCCUGCACGGCUGCCCUGCACUGCUCAGCCAGGCUCCACCUGCCCACUGCCCGAGCUGCCCAUGGGAAGGACACAAGGACAGACCCGUGUGGCCUUCCCAGACGCUUCUGAUGAGCAGAACUCACAGUCCUCGAUGGAACAUUCGAUGAACAGCUCAGAGAAAGUAGAUCGGCAGCCGUCUGGAGACUCGGGUCUGGCCGCAGAGUCGUCUGCAAUCUCUCAGGUACCUCGCUCGAGGUCUCAGAGGGGCAGCCAGAUCGGCCGGGAGCCCAUUGGGUUGUUGGGGGAUUUGGAAGGAGUGCCACCCUCUAAAAAGAUGAAACUGGAGGCCUCUCAACAAAACUCCGAAGAGAUGUAGACGAUGCUUUAAAGCCUCCGAUCCAUGUUCCAUGGAAGGUACAUCAGCAAUUAAUUCUAGAGCAACUUUGCCCCAGCGAUUCCUCUUGGGUGCGAACAGAACUACUAACGUUUCAAGUUUACCAAGUGCAAAUCCAAGGAGACCCAGAACGGCGUCACUUCUCAGACACUGAAGAACUCUGCUGUGAAGCAAAACACUCAAACCUUUAAGGGACUGUCCUUGGGGAGGCAGGUGGGGCUGACAGCUCAGGAGUGUCUGCACACUGUCUCGGAAGCCAGGAUUCCAUUUGUGUUGCUGCUGUAUUUUUUUCCCCACUUCUCUAUGUAUCGAUAUAAGCUAUUGGAGGGUGGUACCGAUCAGGAACGCUUUUCGGCGGGGCUUUUCACUGUUCAACCGAUUCCUUCCGCUUUCUUUUUUUGUGCCUUGUGCCCUUGAGGUGACCUCUGGCAUGUAUCCUGGUGGUUCUUGCAUCCCCCUCUGCAAAGUGCCCUCUUGGUUUGGUUCGGGCGGCAGCUGCCACCCUACUCACCGCUCUCCUCCCUGCCCCAGGACUUCAUCGGAGCAGGCAGGGUGGAGCGGAGGAGCUCCUUAGCCCACCUGGUUUGCAGGUGCAGGGGGACCUUAGGCAUGCCCCAAGUACCAGGCACCAGGGCCCAAGGACACGCAGGUGUUGGGGCAUAGUCCCCAAGGGCUCGGCUCCUUGGAUCAGGCUGGGCACUCACUGUGCUGUCCCCUCCUUGGGGCGUUCAGGACUGGGCGUCUCCAAGCCCACCAUGGCCCAGAUGGACAUGCAAAGCCCUUGGAAUUUUCUGGCACUUCCUCUCUAUUGCCCCCCGCACCACCACCACCACCACCCCCAUUAGUGCUUUCUCCCAGACCUCCGAAUACGAAAUGGCUUCUCUGGCUGACUGCAAGGCUGUGUCCUUAAGGUACUGAGUGGGCCGGGGAGGCUGGGAGCCGGCGGCAGGAUUAGCUGGUGCUGAACUUUCUCUCAUAGGACGUCGCUUGGAUUUCAAAUCCACAGUCACCUGCUGCCCUUUGCCUCCCCCGACGCCCCAGCCGGUGCCCCAGAGAGGCAGGAUCGCAGCGGUCAGAAUCCAUGUGCUUUCCUAUUCACAGGCUGUUCUGACUCUCAGAGCCAACAGCUGGACCGUGUCUCAUCCCCGGAACAUGCCGUCUGUCCCCACCAGGGAGCGGGCCUUGAUGGCUGGGCCUCGAAGGCCACAAACAAGACGUCGAGGAAUUGGAAAGAUUUGCACACCCUCCAGAAAGGAGAGACGCAAUCUCCCCUCCCUCCCAUCCCGCACCUGCGCUGGAACAGCUUCCUCUCACUGAACGGAGACGCCCCCUUGGACGAACUGCCUAAUUGUUUGGUUCUGAGGCCUGGUUUGCUCUUAAUUAAUAUAUGAACUCCUCAGACCUUAAACCUUUUCCUAAGCUUUCUUUACUGCACUGGAGUUCUGACUCCCUUUGAGUUGUGUGUUACCGGGGGGGUGGGGGUUGCGGGUUUUGUUGUUUUUGGGGGCUAAUUGGUGCAUAUUCAGGUACCACCUUUGACGUGUGGAUCUUUCUCCUGACCAUCACGGGAAGUGUCUGCUGGAUUCCAUUUUUUAAGAGUUUCUGAGGGUGAGGCUCUUAUUUUUUUUCAAGGGAUCCUGUCUAUUUCCUGCACUUCAAGAAGAAUCAAAAUGUUCCUGAAUUUCAAAUACCUCAUGCAAAAUGUCUCCUGAAAUAAGGGAAAAAAAAAAAAAAAAACAAAAAAACUUUGAAAAUCUUAAUGUUGAAGUUAGCAAUGCUGAAAGGUUUCUGUCUUAAAAAAAAAAAAUCCUUGUACUUAUCAAUUUUGCCCCUUAGGCAGUCAGUUUUGUUGAGAACUGUGUCCUGUAUCCUGGCGCAGAACCUACCUGAUGUGGUUCCUCUCCACGCAUCUCAAGGCGGCGUUACCUCCAGAUCCUGUAGAGUUAGAGUCACAUUUUUCUUUGCAGCAAAACUCCAUUUUGGUGAGAGAUGAAUUUGGAUAUUUAUUUCCUUUUCUUUUUUGGGAAACGAGAGGCUACAACCAAGACAGCUGAAGGAGAAUGAAACACACAUUUACAGAAACAGAGAGGCGUAGGUGGCCCUGCCAUUGGCAGCAGCCUCUCUGGACAGGCAAGGGGAGUUGGCGCAGGUAAGGACUAAGACGACGUCCACCAUACCGAGGCUGUCACUAGUAUUUCUCUGAAGUGCCUGAAGGUAGGAGUGGGCCGGCGAUUGGGACCAGCUGGGCCCCACCACGGCCAUGCCAGGCAAAGCGCCAGCAGCCCUGCACUCCACGCUGGCCAAGAAGGCCUUCCACGCAGAAUAACGAGACUGCAAAAAUCCGAUGUGCUUCCUUCCCUGGCGCAGUCGCUCCUCUGAGCUGCUGCCCCCCAUCCACCCUGCGCCCCUCGCCCUCCCCCCACCACAGAAUCUAAGACCUUUCAGCUUCGAGCCAGGGGGCGGGGGAUCCCGAGCAAAAGCCUUCCGUGGACAUCAGGCCCCGUGGCCUCAAGGGCUCCCAGGGCAAACCUAAUUUCCCCCAAAACUUAAAGUCGGGGAAGCUGCGGCUACACAUUCCACAAAGUGCUGGCACUUACACCUACAACCCGGAAGGCUGUGGACCGAUUCCUCUAGGGUGGUGACCUCCCAUUAGCAAACAGUGUCAUGGUUUGGAAUGUUCAUUAUCGCCGAGAACCUGGUUAGAGGCAUAAAGACCUUUUUUCACUGUUACCUAAUUUUUUUCCCCUCUCAAGACUUUUUUUUUUUUUUUGGUGUGUUGUACAGCAGUAUAAUUUUUCACUUAUUUAUUCCAUCAGUAGAUAUGGUUUGUACAAUGUACAAUGGUUUCAUUUCAGAAAAUAAAAAUUUCAAAUCAUGAA
Molecule: messenger RNA, 3854 nt
Organism: Mandrillus leucophaeus (drill)
Lineage: Eukaryota; Metazoa; Chordata; Mammalia; Primates; Cercopithecidae
Gene: BCL7A
Product: B-cell CLL/lymphoma 7A
Exons: 8
Coding region: 1-957 (318 amino acids)
Source: RefSeq, a predicted model, not a curated record